Molecule: messenger RNA, 3052 nt
Organism: Pseudo-nitzschia multistriata
Lineage: Eukaryota; Bacillariophyta; Bacillariophyceae; Bacillariales; Bacillariaceae
Source: the annotation of a GenBank genome assembly
CGCCAACAAACCAUUGAAGGAACGAUUCGAUCGGAUCUCUCUCCACAAAACAGUAAAACGCGACUCUACCCUUCUAUUCUUCAAGAGGAAUUUGGAGGAAGAUAGGUCACUAGUGAAUAGUAAAGGAGCACUUAAAAGGCAUUGUCAGACAGUUGUGGGUCAUUUCGGAUCUCUUUCUGCCAUCAGUAGUACGAAGUACAUCGCGACCGUCGGAGAACAACCUCACAACACGAAUCUCAAUCGAAAAAGUAUCACGAAUACAUCGGUCGAUCAUAUCGAGACCAAAUUGAACCAACCCAUCCUACGAUAGAACAGCAUCGCCAAUCAUGUUUCACAACGGCGGCGGAGGAGGUGCCGGGCGAAGCCCGGUGUACCAAAUCGAUUUCACAGCAGUAGCGAGUGGGAAACGAAUUGCCAGUUCGAAACGCCGCGUUCGAUGGUAAGUGUUUUUGUGGGCGUUGCGCUGCGCCGCGAUGCGUUUCUCUUUGUCUUGAUGGUUCGUUUGGGUCGAGCGUCUCGAUGCUCCAUUGGAUGCAAUCGAGUGGAUUGGUAGAAAUGGAUCCGGCGCUGACCGCUGUAUUAGGAACAAUCAGUGUAUCUCACUCGUUGACUCGGUCGCAAUUGCAAUCACAACUCGAACUGGUUCGGUGUGCUGUAUACACUCUACUAUGUUUUUGCUGGGUUUUGAAACCAAAUUACAUGCAAUUCAAUUGGAUCGGAUCGGAUCAAUUACACACAGGCGAUUUGGAUUCGCCAACGCGGACGCCCUGGCCGCCGGACAAACCGGAACGGAUUGCCGCGGUGAAGAGCACGACGUGACGAUCGUGUGGAGCAUUACCUCCGGAAAACGUUUGGUUUUGAUGGAUGGGAAGGAAACCCAUUUUUCGUCCAGUCGAAAUAACUUAUUCGAAUUUUCCUGGACCAUGAAGGGGAACCAUGUCCUCAAGAUCGCUGCCCAUGCCCAGCCGCCCAUGUCUGCCGCCCCUGGAUUCCGGCAGUACGAUUUCUUUGUGGACGGCCAGUCCUUCUUUACCUUUCCCAAAGUCUUUCGCUUGGGUUUGGCCCCCAACGAUCCACGCGGAGCGGGAGGAAGCAGCAGCGGUCGGCGGAGGGAUGCGUCCAAUUAUGGCAACCGCAGCAACAAUGGCUACGACAAUUACGGUGGUCGUGGUGGUGGCGACAUGGUUCCCUAUGCCAAUGGCGCCGGUGGUGGCGAUGUGCGCUCGAUGAACUCUAACAACAUUGCUUCGAUCGAGGCCCCCCACAACCCCGAGGAGGAGGAUGCCUACCUGCGCCAGGCCAUUGAAAACUCGCUCAAGGAGGGACCUUCCCCGAACCGAAGGCCCGCUCCCGCCCCGGCACCAGCCGCGGACAACUUGUUGUUGGAUUUCAUGACCCCUGCGUAAGUGCACUGUAAUGACGCCUUCACUUCGUGAUUCGGAUUUCGUCGUAUGAUACAUUACGGUGCAACAUGCCCUCAACUCCCGAUUUUUCGUGUUUUUCUGAUUUCCGACCAUGAUAAACUAGUGCCCCUGCCCCAGUUGCGGCAUUGCCCCCAUCGACCUCGCAGUAUCCUGGUGACAUGUACGGAGCCCCAACCCCGCAACAACAGCCCGCAUAUGCAGCUCUGCCACCGUCCAACACCGCUCCUGCUGGUCCUCCAACCCAGCAGCAGCAACAAAUGGUGCCUACGGGAGCAUCCUCCGAUCCAUGGGGAAUGGCGUCCAUGGCUAAUUCUCUCCCAUCGACCCAGGGCGCUGUUGCGCAACCCGCACCGAACCCAUACGGUGCACCGGCUCCGCGUCCCCCGCAGCAACCAGCGCAACAACCACCAGCGGCAGCCGUUCCCGGACAACAGCAAUACGGCUUUGCGGCAGCCCCGCCUCCAUUCGGAUCCCCGCCACCGACGUCGAUUUCCGCCACUCCGAAGGAAACCCCGGUCACCCAGGCUUCGAGCCUCGGAUUCGCUUCCCCGUUGGCCCAACCGUUUGGGCCCCCCAAGGAGCAGCCGCAGCUUCAGCCGCAGCAACUGCAGCUCGGUGUUGAACAGGAAGAACAGCCGAUCCCACAGGAGCCUGUUGUAGAACCAGCGCCUGCCCCGGCACCCCCUUCCGAUCCCGCACUUUUAUCUAUGAACGUGCUCAGCGGUCAGCCUGGACCACUCGUCACGGAAGCCAUGACCAACGGCACGGCCGGGCAGGCAGCUGGCUCCAUGGCCGACCAGGCCUACGCGAAACUGGUCAACCUGGAUGCCUUUGACCUGGUGCAAGACAAGAGUGCCGACUCGCGCCAAAACCCGUUCGAUAUGGCUGGGACAACGUCGACCGCGAACGCUAACCUGUCGCUUGCUGACAUGAAGAAGACGAAGAAGCCUUCCGAACCCAAAAAGUCGGUCAUGAAUUCCCCAGCUCCCGCACCCGGAGCACUGGUCUUGUCGGGCAACCAACAGGGCAACUUUGGUGGCUACGGCGGCAUGGGCACGAUGGGACAGCAGCCGCCGGCGACGGGAAUGAUGGGACAGCAGCAGCCACCGCCACUGCAACAGCCGGGCUAUGGAGGAAUGCAACAGCCGCAAAUGCAGGGCUAUGGCCAGCCGCUGCCCCUGCAGCAGCAGCAAUACGGAAUGCAAGCCCCGGCGCCGCCCAUGCAGCAGCAAUACGGAAUGCAGCCGCAGCAAGCUCAAUACGGGCAGCAACAACCUACCCAGCAGCAGCAAGCCUAUGGGCAACCGCCGCCCCUCCAGCAGCAGCCGUAUGGCUUUUAACACGUAACAAGGAAGUACAGUAAACAAAAAACGGUACCUUGUUGGCUUCCCCAUGAUCCGUACAAAUGUUUAAGUGACAUUGUUUUGCCCCAAAGGUGUCUUUCGCCACUGCUGUAUUGGCCGUUUCCUUUUCCAGCUGUUGGUGUUCCUGAUUUCGUCCGCAAUUAUUUCUUGUUUCGACAACCACUCUAGGAUUCUAUUCGGACUAACUAGUAUUUACGUUGCCAGUAAUCUACAAUCAUUGGAAAGUCUCCCGUUAGUGUUGUUCAAUAAUAUUAGCAAAAGCAU